AUGUUGUGUAAAUUACAGCUGUACCUAUGCGCUGGCUUAGUACUGAUCAUGUUAAUAUCCAUACCAGCGGUCAAGGCUGACAUUGAGGACAAUGAGAUCAGUGAUCCACCAGAAUAUCAAAUGAUUCAAGGAGUCAAAGUGUAUCGUGGCGAUCGUCAGUGUGUUCUUGUUGGCGGUCUGUGUGUACACAACAGUGAUUGCCUUUUGCCCACAACCAACAAAGGCCUCUGUCCCUCCAAUCAGCAUUUGGGCGUUGAAUGCUGUUACGAAUUGCCCGUGAGACCAGCUCCCUGCAAUCAACACUGGGGUGAAUGUAUGGAUCGUUGCCACAAGUCUUUGAUGAGGCCAGGUACCGACUGUAAAAAUGGACAAAUAUGCUGUGUCCUCAUCUAA
Musca vetustissima is the source of this 393-nucleotide messenger RNA. RefSeq names its product U-scoloptoxin(19)-Tl1a. Lineage: Eukaryota; Metazoa; Arthropoda; Insecta; Diptera; Muscidae. The coding region runs from base 1 to 393 and encodes 130 amino acids. The transcript is spliced from 3 exons. The record is from RefSeq and is a predicted model, not a curated record.